AUGGCAUGGCUUGUGAAUUCUAUGGAACCAAAUGUUGGACGGACUUAUCUCUUUUGUAAGACUGCUAGUAAAAUUUGGAGUGUUGUCCAAGAGAUCUAUUCAGAUCUUGCAAAUACUGCUCAGUGUUUCGAACUUAGAUCCACUAUUCGAUCCACCAAGCAAGGUAACAAUUUUGUAACUGAGUAUUACAAUAUCUUACCUAAGUUAUUGCAAGAGAUGGAUCUCUUCCAUGAGAUCACAUGGGAAUGCUCAGUUGAUGGGAGGAAAUAUGAUAAAAUGGUGGAGAAAGAACGAAUAUUUGACUUCUUACAUGGUCUAAAUCCAGAUUUAGACGAGGUAAGAAGAAGAUUGCUUGGAACCAAGCCUUUUCCCUCUAUGAGAGAGGUAUUUGCUGAGGUUAGAAGGGAGGAGAGUAGAAAGAAAGUAAUACUGUCCAAUCAUUCAACCAGUGGAGGAUUAUUACAGAAUUCUGCCUUGAAUACAACUCGAGGAAGGAUGUCUACUCUAACUAAAGGCGACAACCAGCGAGAAAAACAAUGGUGUGACUAUUGUAACAAGCCAUACCAUACAAAAGAGACUUGUUGGAAGCUGCAUGGAAAACCUCCUAAUUGGAAACCUAAGAAUCAAAGGAAAAAUGGACAAUCAGCUGCUUACAUGAUGGAAUCUGACAAGGGAACUCCAGCAUCGAUUUCUUUAACUCAAGAACAACUGGAAGUCCUUCACCAGUUGUUAACUCAAACCAAGAUACCAAAGUCGAUCGAAAGUUCAGACAGCAAUAACAAUUCUAUGGUAUCUUUGGCCAAGUAA
This is a messenger RNA of Diospyros lotus (date-plum), 807 nucleotides long. RefSeq lists its product as uncharacterized. The record is from RefSeq and is a predicted model, not a curated record. Bases 1 to 807 code for a protein of 268 amino acids. The transcript has a single exon. NCBI's taxonomy places the organism in Eukaryota, Viridiplantae, Streptophyta, Magnoliopsida, Ericales, Ebenaceae.